This is a messenger RNA of Habropoda laboriosa, 3794 nucleotides long. It is a transcript of the gene Ire1, whose product is annotated as serine/threonine-protein kinase/endoribonuclease IRE1. Gene Ontology annotation, molecular function: protein serine/threonine kinase activity; RNA endonuclease activity; ATP binding. The record is from RefSeq and is a predicted model, not a curated record. The coding region runs from base 581 to 3640 and encodes 1019 amino acids. Lineage: Eukaryota; Metazoa; Arthropoda; Insecta; Hymenoptera; Apidae. Gene Ontology annotation, cellular component: IRE1-TRAF2-ASK1 complex. Gene Ontology annotation, biological process: intrinsic apoptotic signaling pathway in response to endoplasmic reticulum stress; mRNA processing; IRE1-mediated unfolded protein response. The transcript has 14 exons.
UAUGUUUCGCGUGUCACCACCACGGCGCGCGACAUACGUCAGCCACGUGUCCAUGACGUUAUUUAUGCCUUUUGGAUGCACGCGCGACAACAUCGUUGAAGUAAUAUCUGUUGUUGUUGCUGUUGCUGCUGCCAGUGAGAAAUAUUCGAAUGUUCUACGUUAUUUAUACUUUCUUAAAGUUUUUAUUUUUUCACGAUGAAUAAUCAAAUUGUUCGAUCAUCCCGCAAACGUUUCGCAGCGAAGUAAAAUAAACGUGUACAUAUGACGAAAAGUACGCGUUACUUUUGUUCGAAGUACAUAUAUGCCAUGUGACGACGGUUUAUUUUGCGACAAUUAUCAGUUUGCGCCGCAACAUGCAAUACACGAAUGACAAAGUUAAUCGUAAAAACAGACUUACCUUUUUUUAUCAAGAAAAUAUUAUCAAGAUUACAGCAACAUUCAGAAUGUACAGUGUCAUAUAGUUACAUAUGAAGAAAGAGGGAAGGAAAGUAUUAUUUAAGGAUGUGUUCUACGUAUGGACUGAACGCGCCGAAGUGUGUAUAAAAGAGACUCGCGAAGAUUACAAAGAUGCGUGGACGAGAUGACGAACCAAAUAGUCGUCCGAUGUAGAGAAAUUCUACCAAAUAGAAAUUGGAAAAUGCAAACUAUUUUGCAAAUCAUGAGGUUCAAACUGUUGUCUGUUUUGGCUUUUUUGCUCGUUGGGUUGUCCAAUGUGCAUAUUUACGGUCAAACUGAAAGACUACAGCAAUCUGACCAUUUCGAAUCAUCAGAGACACAAUACAAAGAAAAGAGGGAUACGGAAUUGGUAUCAGAACAAGACGAUCCGCUCUUGCUGUUCUCCACGUUAGACGGUUCCCUGGUUGGUAUAGAACAACGCUCUGGAAAUGUGCUUUGGCGGCAAAGCGAUGAACCGAUCGUCAAAGUACCAGUUGAUCUUGCAAGAGCUUCCACACCGAUGUUUUUACCGGAUCCAAAGGACGGUUCGUUGUACGUAUUCGGGGCGGAAACUGAGGCUCUGAAGAAGCUACCGUUCACCAUUCCACAACUCGUGGCGAAUAGUCCUUGUCGUAGCAGCGACGGAAUAUUGUAUACCGGUAGAAAGAUCGAUACUUGGUUCGGUGUUGAUCCUAGGACUGGUCAAAAGGAGCAACUUUUGGGAUUCGACAAAGUUAAAAAUACUUGCCCCGUGGAGAUGCAAAAUGCCGUUUUCAUCGGGCGUACGGAAUAUAACAUAAUUAUGGUGGAUAGCAAGCAGAAGAACCGAAAAUGGAACGUUACGUUUUACGAUUAUUCUGCUGCGAAAAUGGAGCCCGAAGGAAUAGAAAAUUAUGACCUAGUUCAUUUUACGACGAGUUCAACCGGACGCAUCGUCACUGUAGACAGAAGAUUGGGAAUCGUUUUGUGGGAGCUUGACGUACAGAGUCCAGUAAUAGCGGUAUACAUCAUAAGGGAAGACGGAUUAUUGACAGUUCCUUUUACCAGCGUUGCGGACGAAACUUUGGACUUACUUUUGAAACGUUUCGCGAACAAGCCGAGCGACAUUCAGUUAUUUCCAACGUUAUACAUCGGUCAACACAGACACGGACUCUAUGCCCUACCAUCUCUCGUCGACUCAACCACGGCUACGAUAUCGAGUAAUAUCGGUCAAUUGCUGCUCGAAGGUCCGUCGUUAUCGGUACCACAAUUAGGUAAAAACGGCAACGGGAAUGUUCCCCUGUCCGACGACGAACGUGCAUACGUGGACAGCAACAUUGAUUCCAUCGUUCAGACUGGAUAUCAAACAGUCGUAACGCUAGGUCAUUACGAAGUACCGGCAGAAUAUAAAUUACAAGACCAACAACCACUUCAAAUUACCGGUCGGUCUGAUCCUGUGAUCGAAACGUUACCUCUACGAUACUUGAAUUCAUCGUUCAGUUUACAAAACGACGACGACGAACCUAACAGAGAUGCGAGCGAUAAACCGUGGCGCGAGUUCGUACGGAACGUUUACACAAUGAGCAAAAAUUGGCUGAAUCAACAAGAAAACAAAGGACUAAAAUUAAUAUUAAUCGCAUUACUAGGAUGCGUACUAACGAUGUUUUGGUACUUGAACGUACAGUUCAAGGAAUUUCAACAACUGUCGCAGGGUUCGCGAGAAAGCAGUCGUACCAACGACGAUUACUACGGAACUCGAUCGAGCGCACUUGCAGUUCCGCAGGACAUGGGAGAAGGGGUGGUGAAAGUUGGAAAGAUAACAUUCGAUACUGGGCAAGUUUUGGGCAAAGGAUGCGAGGGAACGUUUGUAUACAGGGGCAAAUUUGACGGACGUUCGGUAGCUGUGAAGCGUUUGUUGCCGGAUUGUUUCACGUUUGCCGAUAGAGAAGUAACACUGCUCAGAGAAUCGGACGCACACGCGAACGUUGUGCGAUACUUUUGCACCGAGCAGGAUAGAAUGUUUCGAUACAUCGCGUUAGAAUUAGCCGAAGCGACAUUGCAGGAUUACGUCGCGGGAAAAUACGACAGGCAAAAAAUAUCCGCCAAGAGUAUUUUACGACAAGCUACGUCAGGCUUAGCUCAUCUACAUCUUCUCGAUAUCGUGCAUAGAGACAUCAAACCACACAACGUGUUAUUGUCGACACCGGGACCACGCGGCGAAGUUAGAGCCAUGAUAUCGGACUUUGGCUUGUGCAAGAAACUUCAACUAGGUCGUGUGUCUUUUUCGCGUAGAUCCGGCGUGACAGGAACCGAUGGUUGGAUCGCUCCAGAAAUGUUAAACGGAAGUAGAACGACUUGUGCCGUGGAUAUUUUUUCUCUGGGCUGCGUUUUCUACUACGUUCUUUCCGACGGAAAACACCCAUUCGGAGAUCCAUUGCGGCGGCAGGCGAAUAUACUUUGCGGUGAAAGCGAUUUAACGGCUCUUUACGAUGGAAUUCCCGAAAACGACAAAGAAUUGGCUUUGGUACUUAUAAAAGCGAUGAUCGCUAGUAAUCCAUCGGAACGACCACCGGUGAUAGCUGUCCACGAUCACCCAAUAUUCUGGGAACCUGCACGAAUUCUUGGAUUUUUUCAGGAUGUGAGCGAUCGAGUGGAAAAAGAGCGGAUCGAUAGUCCAGUCAUGAUCGCGUUGGAAACCGAUAACAACCGAGUGGUACAAGGGGAUUGGAGGUUACACAUCGACGUAGAAGUUGCAACCGAUCUUCGGAAAUAUAGAAGUUAUCGGGGCGAAAGUGUGCGAGAUCUGUUAAGGGCAUUGAGAAACAAGAAGCAUCACUACAGAGAACUGAGUUCGCAGGCUCAAGAAAGUCUCGGAGACAUUCCGGAGAAUUUUACCCGUUAUUGGCUUUCUAGAUUUCCUCGUUUGCUUUCGCACGUUUGGUGUGCUAUGCAAGCUUUCCGCGACGAGCCAACAUUAAGGGACUAUUAUCACGUCGCGUAUUACACGUUUGCGAAUAUUUGCGAAACGGAAUCUCCAGAGAUUAAAAACACGUUCAAUUACGCGAUACCAAAAGCAUCGACAUCCUGGAGAGUUCGAGACGAUAGUAUCAGUUGGAGUCCGAACAGAGGAAGGUAUCGCGGUGGUCAUCACCGAAGAAAAAAUCAGCAGGAGAAGAAAAAGCUCGAUGAUAUACCGCUUGCUUGGACCAAACUACCGUCCAAUUAGAGAAGGGGGGGAGGAACCCGCCAUAAAUUGCGCGCAAAAGUUGGAUCGCAUCGCGAAUACUAUUGUGUAAAUAAUACGACGCUAGCGUUAAACGACGUUUGUAAAAAGGCAGAAACGAAAUCUUUGCGACAAAUAAAUACUGUAUGUGGAAGUA